AUGGCUAACCAUAGGCUCACCGAUAAACUUACAAUGCGGAGUUGUUUUCGUUGGAUUUUAUUCGGAGUACUAGUAUUUACAGUCGUCAAUUUCUGUAUCAACUACACACAGAAAUAUGAAAAUGAGAAUGAGCUCAAUGUGUUCAAGUGGACUCCACGAGAAGUUAGACAUGACACAGCGAGAAACUUGUCUGCCUACAAGUCAACUCCCAUUUUUGAUGCUUAUUACAAAUGCGUUUUUCCAAAGUUGGAGCCACUCAAUGGGCAAUACAAUGAAUUCUUCUCCAAAUUCUCCAAUUUAACAAAAGAAUGCGACAAUCUCCAAGCCUACAAGGCGUUCGACAUCCGCGAGGUCUUGAACAUAGACGAGAUUAAGUAUGUUGCACUUCCUCGAAACCAAACUCAACUUCUCACAAUGGUCACGUUGGGCAUCGGACAUGACGUUACGGGAGAGAUAGGCUUGAAAGAACUUCACCCUAACAUGGAAUUCUACGGAGCCGAUCCAACUGCCGACGUGAACAAAAUUUUGUAUGAGGAUAAGCUUGGAGGAAAGUACUAUCGAUACGCUGUUAGUGGAGUGAAUGGAGUGCAGAAAUCGAGUAUUUAUAAAGAGUACGAUAACUAUAAAACAGAGGCCACUGAGCACAUAGCAGUGGACUAUUUCUUCAAAUACAUCCUUAAUAAAAGCCUCAUUGACAUUUUGUGGAUUGAUAUUGAACAAAAUGAGUUUCCAAUUAUGGAGCAGCUUCAUGUAAAUAAAGAAAUUGACAAUGCAGGUGUCACAAUAUGUCAGAUGAAUCUCGAAGUUCAUAAAGGAUUAUUCGAGCAACCAGUUGAGGAAACAAAGUUGUUCCAUGAUUUCGUGUGGAGAGUUCUCGAAGAAAAAAGAUAUAUCAUGUUGAAUUCAUAUUCAGAUAAAUUUAUUAGAACUUUUAUGAUCAAUGUUGGAGAUGAAAAGUGCAGGAAUUCAUUGCUACGUUGA
Molecule: messenger RNA, 981 nt
Organism: Caenorhabditis elegans
Lineage: Eukaryota; Metazoa; Nematoda; Chromadorea; Rhabditida; Rhabditidae
Gene: E03H4.2
Product: Methyltransferase FkbM domain-containing protein
Exons: 3
Coding region: 1-981 (326 amino acids)
Source: RefSeq, marked reviewed